UUUACGGCGCCGCGCGACAGUUCCCGGUGCUGUGCCCUCGGCUCGCCAUGGCGUCGGGCAGCGGGACCAAGAACAUGGACUUCCGCCGGAAGUGGGACAAGGAUGAAUAUGAAAAACUUGCAGAGAAGCGGCUCACAGAGGAGAGAGAAAAGAAAGAUGGCAAACCAGCUCAGCCCGUCAAAAGGGAACUUCUGCGGCACCGAGACUACAAAGUGGACCUGGAAUCCAAGCUGGGGAAAACCAUUGUCAUCACCAAAACCACCCCUCAGUCAGAGAUGGGAGGGUAUUACUGUAACGUAUGUGACUGUGUGGUGAAAGAUUCCAUCAACUUCUUGGAUCACAUCAAUGGCAAAAAACACCAGAGGAAUCUGGGCAUGUCCAUGCGGGUGGAGCGUUCCACGCUGGACCAGGUGAAGAAACGCUUUGAGGUGAACAAGAAGAAGAUGGAGGAGAAGCAGAAGGAUUAUGACUUUGAGGAAAGGAUGAAGGAACUCCGUGAGGAGGAGGAGAAGGCCAAAGCCUACAAGAAAGAGAAGCAGAGAGAGAAGAAGAGGCGGGCGGAGGAGGAUUUGACCUUUGAAGAGGAUGAUGAAAUGGCAGCUGUGAUGGGUUUCUCUGGUUUCGGCUCAACCAAAAAGAACCACUGAGCAGCUCUGGACUCUUCUCUUUCUCUAAACAGUUUGUUUUUACCCAGGGAACUCUGGAUAACUCUUCAAGGACUUGAUUGAGGACUUGUAUGUAAAUCUCCCAGUAGAAGUUGGCUGGAAGAGUUGAAAAGCGAUUCCGUGCUCUACCUGUGCUGCAGAUCAAGCUCUGCCUCUCAUUAGCUUCUCCUUCUGUGUCCUAGAUCUGGCUGCUCAGCUGCUCUGUGGCCGUGUGUGUGCAGGGAAGUGCUCUGCUGGGUACAUUUUUUGUCAAUGAAGUGCACAUUCUGCACAGGUGGCCUGGUUCAGGAUUAAUCUAGCUGUCAGCCAGGCCCUACUUGUCACCCAAGGUGUGUCUGAGAUGCUGGGAGGGAUUCUGUUGCUUUCAGGCUCAUGAUGAAGGAAAUGUGCUGCAGCAAGCAGUGUGAAAGGUGCAUCUUUUGGCUUGUGCUGAGCAGAGCUGGUGGCUGCAUGGAGUCUGGGUUGCUGAAACUUUCCUGUGUGUUUUAUCUGCAAGGGAGACUUCCCUCCUUUUUGUGUUUUAUCCCAUAAUUUCAGUAUCUUUAAGGUAGGGGAGAAAUUCCUCCCCGUGACUGGUCUAGGAUAGAGCCAAUGAAAGAAAGGUGUGUACAAUUUGCCAGAAAUAAACGGAACGUUUCAAUGGGC
Messenger RNA from Hirundo rustica (Barn swallow), 1310 nucleotides. RefSeq names its product zinc finger matrin-type 2 (gene ZMAT2). Gene Ontology annotation, biological process: mRNA splicing, via spliceosome. NCBI's taxonomy places the organism in Eukaryota, Metazoa, Chordata, Aves, Passeriformes, Hirundinidae. Bases 48 to 647 code for a protein of 199 amino acids. Gene Ontology annotation, cellular component: U4/U6 x U5 tri-snRNP complex; spliceosomal complex. The transcript has 6 exons. Gene Ontology annotation, molecular function: zinc ion binding; nucleic acid binding. The record is from RefSeq and is a predicted model, not a curated record.